Molecule: messenger RNA, 1094 nt
Organism: Paramecium octaurelia
Lineage: Eukaryota; Ciliophora; Oligohymenophorea; Peniculida; Parameciidae
Source: the annotation of a GenBank genome assembly
AAAAUUCAACAAAAUGACAGACACAGGUUUUGAAUGCUCUCUUUGCAUGAAAUUAGCCAUCAAAGCUUAAAUAUGUGAAAAAUGUGGUUUUAUGUACUGCAAGUAAUGUCUCCGAGAAAUAUUUGGGAAAAGCUAUGAAUGUGUUUAAUGUCAAUCGAAAUAGUUUAGAUCUAUUAAGAAGUCUGCCUUGCAAGACGCUUACGAUGAAAUUCUCACUAAAUCCUAAAUAGUCCUAGCUAAAAAAGUUGAGUAGCCUCCCUAAAAGUAUGUCAAGCCAGUGAUAGUAGAAUAAGCAAUCCAGCAAUAAUUUUUACAAGGCAAUUGUAUAAACUUUGAGAUGUGCCACCAAAUUGUUAAUUAAUAAUUCAUAAAUGAAUAAGUAUGUAGUCUGGAAUGUCUAUAUUUCUCUAAAUUAUUUCCUUUCGUUGAAUAAUAAGAUUUUACAAGAAUUAGAAAAGAAAUUAUUAAUUUAGAAUAAUCUAUUAAAAAUAAAGAAGUAAAUCCAAUUUUUCCAAAGUUGCCUUUGUCUUUUGCAUUGAAUUAAACUGGGCUUUCUUACUUUAAUUUUGAUAAAUGCGGUCAAGGAAUCGUAAUUAAGCAAUCCAUCAUUACAUUACAAGAAGAAGAAUAUACUUUUAAAACUGUAACUUGUUCUGUAGGGUUUUAAAAAGGAAUUCAUUUUUGGAAAAUUAUUCCUAUGGCCAUGACCAAAAAUGAAAUGAAAAUUGGAGUUUCAACGUCUGACAAAUAUGAUCUCAAAACAGCUUUUUCUGAUUACAGUUUUGGAUAUGCCUAUUAUACUGUAGGCUAAUUUAGAAAUGGAAGCAAUUCGAAUGUGAUAAUUAUAUUUAAAUUAGGGUUUUGAGUAUGGAGUUAAAUUCAAAAAUACUGGCGAAGUCGGAAUACUACUUGAUAUGAAUAGAGGAGUUCUGGCAUUUUCAUACAAUGACAAUUUCUUGGGCAAAGCCAUCUCCUCAGAUUUACUUAAAAAAGGUCCUAUCUAUCCCUGUGUUGCCUUACUUCAUCAAGCUGGGUUUGAAUUUAAAUGUGGAAUACCAAUUCCGUAGAAUCUACUUGAAUAGUUUUAAAAAUGA